AUGCCUUCCGUUAGCAGCUUCCUUUCCGCAUCGAAGAAUGCUUUGCUUCGUCCUGCUCCUGUUUCUAAUCGCACGGUCGCUUUGGUAACGGGAAACGAGUCCGCAGACCUUGACUCGUGUCUCGCGUCCAUCACGUACGCAUACUUGGCUACUCAAGCUUCACCUUCCACCGUGCACGUCCCUCUCCUGAACUUCGACCGUGCCGACUUCGCCUUGAAACCAGAGCUUCUCCAUGUGUUUAAGGAUACAUCUGUCUCUACAGAUGACCUUGUAUGCUUGGAUGAUCUGCCAGUAUCGCUGAACGUGGAGAAUUGGGUUUUGGUUGAUCACAAUGCGCCUACCGGUCGUAUCGCCCACAUGGCUGGAGCUCAGGCUGAGAAGGUUAUUGGUAUCAUUGAUCAUCACGUCGAUGAAUGCCUUGCGAAGGGUGCAUCACCACGAGUUAUCGACGUUACGGGGUCAUGUACGACUUUGGUCGUGAACUACUUCCGCAGUCUGCCUGGGUUGCCAUGGCCUGCUGGCGAGGAUGGCAAGACGUUGGCGAAGAUUGCGAUUACUCCUAUCCUUAUCGACUGCUCCAACUUGAGAAGCAACAAGACUACUCCACACGAUGUCGAGGCAGUCGCUUUCCUGCGAUCGAUUCUGGGCGUGGAGAAGGGUUUCCAGACGAAGGGUAUGACGGACUCCAUUGACGAGUGGUAUCAUGCCGUGGAUGACGCAAAGCGUGAUGUCUCAUCUUUAUCUGUGCAUGACCUCUUGAGGCGCGACUAUAAGGAGUGGCAAACAUCUACAUCUGCAACGCUCGGUAUCUCGUCAUGUGUCGUUUCGAUUACAGACCUCCACAACAAGGACGGCAAGUGGUGGUCCGCAAUCAAGGAGUGGAGUCAAGAGCGCAAGUUGGACGUGUACGCACUCAUGGCCUCUUUCAAGGUCGACGGUAAGCAUAGGCGUGAGCUUGUCGUUUAUGCUGCGAAUGAGAAGUGGGCGGAGAUCGGAAAGUUAUUCAAGGAGAAGCAUGGCGAGGAGUUUGAUUUGAAGAAGUGGAAGGGCGAGGAGGGUGUUGUUGACGCUGUCGAGGAGGAUGAGCGUGCUUGGCCAUGGAGGCAGAAGAAUGCAAAGGCUAGCAGGAAGCAGAUUGCGCCGGCGUUGAGGCAGACCAUGGAGGAUGCCGGACUCUGA
This is a messenger RNA of Saitoella complicata NRRL Y-17804, 1179 nucleotides long. RefSeq names its product DHH phosphoesterase. Gene Ontology annotation, molecular function: exopolyphosphatase activity. The transcript has 2 exons. Gene Ontology annotation, cellular component: cytoplasm. Lineage: Eukaryota; Fungi; Ascomycota; Saitoellomycetes; Saitoellales; Saitoellaceae. The record is from RefSeq and is a predicted model, not a curated record. The coding region runs from base 1 to 1179 and encodes 392 amino acids.